Molecule: messenger RNA, 12065 nt
Organism: Coregonus sp. 'balchen'
Lineage: Eukaryota; Metazoa; Chordata; Actinopteri; Salmoniformes; Salmonidae
Source: the annotation of a GenBank genome assembly
AUGGCCGAUGCUAGCCAAGCUGCCAGCAACCAAGACAAGUGGUCCAAUAUGACCUUGGUGGAGCGGCACCCUCUGUCCUCCUGGUACCAGAGAUCUCAUUGGCUUGGCAACAACAAACCAGGCGCUACACAUUCUCCACACAGACGCCUCACACCACAGUCCUUCUCCAGACCUGUCUAUUCUUUUCAAGUGAGAGAGGACACACAACCAGGUAGAGCAGUGUUUACCUCUUUCCUUCUCUCAGAUAUUUAAAUGCAGAUAAUUUAAAGGUUGUUCAUACAUGUUUGUGUUUGUUCUUUAAUCCAGAGUCACACGCCUCAGUUACGAAGUCUUCAGGCUGACUCUUACUGACUGCUCGGCUUAGGAAGUUAUUGACAAAUGUUAAUGCUCAGUAUUUCUUUUAAUGUUUUAAACCUCAAGGCUUUAAUUGAAAUUCCACCAACUCCCCCGCCUAUUUCAGUUAGAGGAUUAAAUACCUCCUGGUGUGCUCCACCUCCCUCAUGUUGGAGAAUGGUGAUGAUGACACAUUGCCAAUUAUGAGUGCGUGGCCCAUGUGGGGAAUGAACGCACAACACUGGUGUUGCCAGCACCAUACUUUAACCCCACUGAGCCAUUGGAACCAGCAUUGGUAAUAGUAAGUUACCAAACCAUCAGACCCAUCAGAGAAUUUCAUCCUGAGUGUACUGUCUUAUUCCAUGUAUUGACAGGAACGAUAGUGGGGAACGUGGAAGCAGGAGAGCACAGCAAAGGGUUGACGAACACCAUCUUCUCUGUGUUGGAGGACGAUGGGGAGGGUCUGUUCCUGCUCAGCCCUCUCUCUGGUGACUUUCUGCUGUCACGCUCCCUGGACUACGAAACCCAGAGACUCUACAUCCUGACAGUGGUAGUGAAGCAUGGGGACAUAGGGGCCAGCAGAGUCAGGGUCUAUUUUAACGUGCUGGAUGUCAACGAUAACCUUCCAGUGUUCAGACUGGACUCUUACUCCGUCUCUGUACCAGAGGACAGCCUUGUGGGAACCUGCUUCCUCUCUCUCAAUGUCUCCGAUGCGGACGACGGUGAGUGUGGAACAACAUGUUUAACAUACCCCCUGACACAGACAGGUGCUGUGUAGACCAGGGUCGUGUUCAUUAGGUAUCAAACGGACAAGGCACUACCAGUUUCAAUCCUAUUUACUAGUCAGCCCCGUCACAUGAUCAAAGCCACAUCAACGCUUGUCUGCUGAAAACAGGCGCUACUGUAUAAAUGAAAUCAAUCACUAUUAUUAUUAUUAACCUGGACAUUUGAUCACGGAUCUAUGAUCAUUUCAACAGUAGUUGAGCUCAUUGCAAAUGACUAAUAAAACAACUAUCUCUUGAGUGAGAGAGAAAAAAAACAACACAAAAUGUUUAAAAAAUACAUUAUUAUACUGUAUACACCGAAUGUUGGUUAGAUACAGGUACUAGAUACAGGUACUAGAUACAGGUAAUACUGAACAGAACGUAAAAAGCAACAUGUCUGUCAAUUCUAAAUACCCCUGUUAUGAUACAAUAAGCCUACAGGUAGUGCAUCGGUAUAUGGGUGUGUUCUAUCGGUAUAUGGGUGUGUUCUAUUGCUGCAGGCCUGGGUCCUGGGGCCAGUUCAGGUAGGUCCUGGUCUUGACCAGUCUGGUCAGCCGGUGGUAGGCAUACAGCUGGCAAAGUGGGAUGUCCUCCAGGAAGACUGUCUGCUGUGGGUGGCCAGUCGCAGCUCCAGGGAACACCAGUUACUGCGCAGGUAGUGACGACUCACCACACACAGGGUGUGGCGGGUGCCGCAGACAGACGCAGGAAGGGAGGCCCCCUCUGCGCCAGGCCCGGCAGCAGCUGCUCCAUCACCCAGCGCUUGUCUCUCCCAACGCAACGCCAUCGUAGCGGUAGCACCCCCUAGGGUCGCCACUCCAGCUAGCCACGGAGGAUGUGGCAGAAGGCCAGCUGACGGAACAGCACCGCCAGCAUGAAGAGGAGCAGGCCCAGGGAGAAGCAGAGGAACAGGACAAAGCCCACGUCCAGGGAACAGUUGGUCUCCAAGUACCUGGGGAAGCCAUUUUAUUGUUUACAUGUCAUCUCCGGUUCCCCGUCAUUCCAUAAAAUGACCUGGACAUGUCUCUGUCCCGUGACCCAGUUGUCCAGCCAGGCUUUGUCACAGCUGCAGUGCAGGUGAGACCCGUAUACCAACAGGUACACUACAUGAUCAAAAGUAUGUGGACUCCUGCUUGUCGAACAUCUCAUUCCAAAAUCAUGGCCAUUAAUAUGGAGUUGGUCCCCCCUUUGCUGCUAUAAUGGCCUCCACUCUUCUUGGAAGGCUUUCCACUAGAUGUUGGAACAUUGCUGCGGGGACUUGCUUCCAUUCAGCCACAAGAGCAUUAGUGAGGUCGGGCACUGAUGUUGGGCGAUUAGGCCUGGCUCACAGUCGGUGUUCCAAUUCAUCCCAAAGGUGUUCGAUGGGGUUGAGGUCAGGGCUCUAUGCAGGCAUGUCAAGUUCUUCCACACCGAUGUCGACAAACCGAUCUCGACAAACCAUAGCUGUGCAGCGACGCUCCCCAUCCAACCUGACAGAGCUUGAGAGGAUCUGCAGAGAAGAAUGGGAGAAACUCCCCAAAUACAGGUGUGCCAAGCUUGUUGCGUCAUACCCAAGAAGACUCGAGGCUGUAAUCACUGCCAAAGGUGCUUCAACAAAGUACUGAGUAAAGGGUCUGAAUACUUAUGUAAAUGUGAUAUUUCAGUUUAUUUUUUAAUACAUUUACAAACAUUUCAAAAAACAGUUUUUGCUUUGUCAUUAUGGAGUAAUGUGUGUAGAUUGAUGAGGAAAAAAAUCGAUUUAAUACAUUUUAGAAUAAGGCUGUAACGUAACAAAAUGUGGAAAAAGUCAAGGGGUCUGAAUACUUUCCGAAUGCACUGUAUGUAGUCUGACUAUGAUUGUCUGGCACAUUUGUAUUCAAACUACGAUAGUUAUCCAUCUGUCCAUUUUAUUGGUAGACUACAUGAUAUCAUAGAUUAUGUAUCUUUCAGAGACCCUAUCCUUUGUAUUGAAUAAUCCUCCUUGAUGUUGUCCGUCAGGUAUGAACGGAGAGGUGAACAUAGAAGUAACAACUGGAGAUGGCGACACUACAUUCUCGAUCAACCCAGACGGAGCUCUCUGCCUAAACAUAGUGUUAGACAGAGAGAGCAGCUCAGACUACCAUCUGACAGUCCAGGCUACCGAUCGUGCUCUGUCCAUUUCUAGACGCCUCACUGCCACAGCCCGUGUUGUCGUCAAUGUAGACGAUAUAAACGACAACGUGCCGUCUUUUACGUCAGCCCGUAGUGUCACCAUCCCAGAAGACACUGCUCUCCAGACUGUUGUCAUGGUGAUACAGGCAGUGGAUGUGGACUCAGGAUCCAACGGGGACGUCGUCUACACUCUGGAGGACACGUCAGUCAAUGUGUUCAGUAUCAACCGUACUAGUGGUAGUCUGUAUCUGCAGCAGCCUCUGGACAGAGAGCAGGUAAAUUGACUGUACUUUAACUUUUUACCCUUUCUAACACAGAUUUUGAUGAUAGUGGCAUGGUUUUACUUUCAAUUAUCAUUAUGUGGUAGUGUUACCUACUUAAGUUUUAGUUUUUUUCUCUUAUUUUUAUAUUUAUUGGGAUAGGGGAUGUGAUACAUCUGAGAUAGAUAGAGGACAUACAAGUGGCAGACCCGGGGAUCAAACCCCCACUGCCAUGCAUAGUACACUACCACUAGUCCAGACCCCGGUACCUGUUCUAGUUGAAUGCACUUGGUAUAAGAAUAUCUGCUAAUAAACUUAACUUACUUUGAAAUUAAAGGGGAUAUUAUAAUUUUGAUGGUUCCUCACCCUGAAAAUAGUUUAUGGGUCAGGAGAAACUCUAAUCCAUGGUUCGGUUUUCUUUAAAAGGCCAUUACAAACUUCAGCUAACUUUAGCGAUCACUAGCUAAAAAUCAAUGGAAGUGAUAGGGGAAGGCACUGAAAUCUACUAAAAUCAACUCAAUUACUUGGUUUGAUGUUACUUAAAGGUGAUUUCGUCUCCUGUGUGCCCCAUGCCCCUAUCACUCCCACAUAUUUUUAGCUAGCUAAAGUUAGCUGAAGUUUAAACUGGCUGUUUAAAGAAAACCAGCUCUCAGGGUGAGGAACCAUCUCACAUUAAAUAAGUAAAAUACUCAACUUCCUCUUUAACUUAAUGAUCUGCUAAAUGACUGAAAUGUAAAUGUCAUGUAAAUUCAGUUGGAUACGCUGACUGUCACUGUGACAGCCACAGACAGAGGCACUCCUCCGCUGGCCUCCUCUGUGGCCCUCACAGUGCAUGUAGAGGACGUCAACGAUCACAACCCAGAGUUCACACACAACUACUACAGCCUGGCAGUCAGAGAGGACACCCCCAGAGGAACCAGCCUGUUGCAGCUCCGUGCUCUGGAUGGGGACAUUGGCUUUAACGGACAGGUGUGGUACUAUGAGCUGUCCCAGGGUCAGAAUAAAAACAAUUGGUCUAAUGGACAGGUGCAGUAAUAAGAUGUCCCGGGGUCAGACAAGAGACAUUAGGAUGACAUUUAAUGUACACUAUAUAUCCAAAAGUAUGUGGACACCCCUUCAAAAUAGUGGAUUAGGCUAUUUCAGCCACACCCGUUGCUGACAGGUGUAUAAAAUCGAGCACGCAGCCAUGCAAUCUCCAUAGACAAACAUUGGCAGUAGAAUGGCCUCACUGAGGCCUCCCGAGUGGCGCAGCGGUCUAAGGCACUGCAUCGCAGUGUUGCGGGGUCACUACAGCCUGGGGUUCGAUCCAGGAGUCCCAUAGGGUGGCGCACAAUUGGCCUAGCGUCGUCCGGGUUAGGGGAGGGUUUGGCCGUGGGGGCUUUAUUUGGCUCAUCGCGCUCUAGCGACUCUUUGUGGCGGGUCAGGCACCUGCAGGCUGACUUCGGUCGUCAGUUGAACAGCGUUUCCUCCGACACAUUGGUGCAGCUGGCUUCCAGGUUAAGUGAGCGGGUGUUAAGAAGCGCGGCUUGUCGGGUCAUGUUUCAGAGGAUACAUGACUCGACCUUCGCCUCUCCCGAGCCCAUUGAGGAGUUGCAGCGAUGAGACAAGAUCGUAAUCACAAAAUUUGGGAGAAAAAAUUAAAAAAUUAAGAAAUGGCCUCACUGAUGAGCUCCGUGACUAUCGACGUUGCACUGUCAUAGGAUGCCAUGUUUUUCAACAAGUCAGUUUGUCAAAUUUCUGCCCUGCUAGAGCUGCCCCGGUGAACUGUAAGUGCUGCUAUUGGCAAGUGAAAACAUCUAGGAGCAACAACAUCUCAGCCGCGAAGUGGUAGGCCACACAAGCUCACAGAACGGGACCACCGAGUGCUGAAAAUCGUCUGUUCCAAACUGCCUCUGGAAGCAACGUCAGCACAAGAACUGUUGGUCGGGAGCUUCAUGAAAUGGGUUUCCAUGGCCGAGCAGCCGCACACAAGCCUAAGAUCACCAUGCGCAAUGCCAAGCGUCGGCUGGAGUGGUGUAAAGCUCGCCGCCAUUAGACCCUGGAGUAGUGGAAAUGCAUUCUCUGGAGUGAUGAAUCACGCUUCACCAUCUGGCAGUCCGACGGACAAAUCUGGGUUUGGCGGAUUGUUUUUCAUGGUUCGGGCUUGACCCCUUAGUUCCAGUGAAGGGAAAUCUUAACGCUACAGCAUACAAUGACAUUCUAGACUAUUCUGUGCUUCCAACUUUGUGUCAACAGUUUGGGGAAGGCCCUUUCCUGUUUCAGCAUGACAAUGCCCCUGUGCACAAAGUGAGGUCCAUACAGAAAUGGUUUGUCGAGAUCGGUGUGGAAGAACUUGACUGGCCUGCACAGAGCCCUGACCUCAACCACAUCGAACACCUUUGGGAUGAAUUGGAACGCCGACUGCGAGCCAGGCCUAAUCGCCCAACAUCAGUGCCCAACCUCAAUAAUGCUCUUGUGGCUGAAUGGAAGCAAGUCUCCACAGCAAUGUUCCAGCAUCUAGUGAAAAGCCUUCCCAGAAGAGUGGAGGCUGUUAUAGCAGAAAAGGGGGGACCAACUCCAUAUUAAUGCCCAUGAUUUUGGAGUGAGAUGUUCGACGAGAGCAGGUGUCCACAUACUUCUGGUCAUGUAUUGUAUUUGUUUUUGUUUUUAAUGUUCUGAAAUGUCUGUCUGGGAAGACACAUUUUAUGUUUUUGUAAACAUAAGAACUCUGAACUCUAAAUGGACAGGUGCGCUACCAGCUGUCUCAGGGGAGUCAGUUCCUGGUGGACUCAGUCCGAGGUGUCGUCUCCCUGAUAGACAGGCUGGACAGAGAGAGAGCCUCCUUUCACCUGCUGGCCGUCACAGCCAUGGACCAGGGCAGCAUGCCCAGGUCAGCCACUGCUGUGGUCAACAUCACUGUCCUGGAUGUCAAUGACUGCAGCCCGCUGUUCUCUCCAGACACACUGACGCUUCAUGUGUUGGAGAACGGCGGAGACCCGUCUCAGCUCUCCCACCAGGUAACUGCUGUGGUAGGGUUAUUGGUUUAUUAUUAAACCCUUAUUUAGUUAGGUAAGUCAUUACGAACAAGUGAUCCUUUAUAAUAACGACCUGGUUAGGACCUGGAUUAAUAUGACUGAAGUACCCUCCAUCUUCAUAUGACAAACAGAUGAUGUUGCGGUUGAUGUAAUCUCAGAACCCAGAAUCAAAUCUUUCAUGCAUUGGCCAGCUCCUUGAUAUGUCUGUCACAAUAACAUAAUUUUAAUGCGGCCAUAAUGCAUUGUAAGAUUUGUCAUUUAGUGUAAUCUCACAUAAUGAUGAUUGAGUUAUUAUUAGCUAUUUUGAGUCUGUUAAACAAUUGCCACAUGACAUACAGUAUGACAUAACAUACAGUAGUAUCAUGAGUUGAUUACAAUACAAGUAAUACAUUAGGAAUACAUUAUACCUGUUGUCUUUCAGUAAAAUCUUACACCCCCCCCCCCCCCCAAUUGUGACCAGGUAUCAGCUAGGGAUGAGGAUCUAGGGGUGAACAGCCAGCUGAGGUACUUCAUAGGUAGAGGAGACGGGGAGGGUCUCUUCUCUCUGUCUCCAAACGGCACCUUUCACAUGCUACAGAGCCUGGACAGGGAGGUGACAUCACUCUACACGUUAGACAUCAUGGCUGUCGACUCAGGUAAUCAGGAUCUCUGCUUCCGUAUGACAAAAACACGUUGUUUUUCCUUUAAGAAAUAUCAGAAAAAAGUUUUUUUCUGCUUUACAAGUAUAAUGUAUUCACAUGAGAGCUGUCCCUAAUUUGUAUACUUAUCACAUCGUGAAUCCCGAAUGCAGUGAUUUGUGUGUGAUGUACGAUUUAGCUAAGCUCUCUCUGAGCAGUAAUGAAUCUGGUAUAAGAUGUUAUUUUAUGUUUGUCGAGACAUCACAAAUGAAAAGCUUAUAAUAAAGGCUUCAUAAAAGCUCAUACAUGCUUAUAGCAAGUAAUAAAGAAUAAUACCUGCAGGCUUUAAGUCACUUUUUGUUGAUGUUGAUAUUGUUGUGUUGUUUUGUCUCUCCAGGCCUGCUGCCUCUGACAGGGACUGUGACAGUCCAUGUUGUAGUGGACGAUAUGAAUGACAACUGGCCAGUGUUUAGUGAGGAGGUCUACACCACCAUCGUCUCGGAGGAUAGCCCUGCAGGCACAGUGUUUGCCAUGGUCACUGCCUAUGACGCGGAUGAUGGUGUCAAUGGACAAAUAAGGUACAGUUCUGUGGGUCCCCAUCACUGGAGUUGAGAAUUAAUAUAUGGUCAGAUCUUUUGCUGUAAUAUUAUUUUUGAUUCUGUGCUGUAAUUUGAUGGUUAACUGUAUUCCAGGUAUUCCAUCGAGAGUGUUGAUGGACCCUUCUCUAUUGAGGACACGUCUGGGGAGCUUUUGACCACUGGCGUGCUGGACAGGGAGGCGGUGGCAAUCUACAGACUGACUGUGGUGGCCAGGGACACACACCCCACACAGCCUCUGUCCAGCUCUGUACAGGUGUCUGUCCUGGUUGCGGACGUCAACGACCACUGGCCUCAGUUCCUCCACAGCCCCUAUGUGGCUAACAUGCCUGCUGGAACAGCUCCAGGUGAGGGGUUUUAGUAACAGCAGCCAUUUUAGAUAUCAUAGAUAAACAAGAAGAACUAAGUAAUACAUAUUAUUACAAAUGCCCUUUACUGCCAUGUUCGUCGAGGAGUUUUUGACAAUUUAAUAAUCGUUAUUAAUGCGAUUAUGAUAGGUGUACAAUGUGUUUAUGAUUUGUUUUAAUGCUGUUUGUGCCCGUGUUCUGCAGGGUCUGUUGUGUGUGUGGUGAGAGCAGUGGAUGGUGACUCAGGGAUGAAUGCACAGCUCCACUUCUUCUUAUACGGGCAGAACACUGGCCAGUUCUUAAUCAGCCCACACAGGGGAACCAUUUUCACCUCUGGUGCCCUCACAGUGACAAACGACAUCACUAUUAACGUGCACGUGGAAGACUGGGGAGACAACCCUAAAUUUGACACAACAACUGUUACCAUCAGGUUCAAAGUUCUCAUCUUUAUUUGUCUACUUUGGGAGUUGUGGGGAAGGGGUGUAUAAAAGGGGGGUUACUCUUUAACUGUGGUGAUGUCCUCACUAACUCAGCUGUGCAUUUUCCCCUCUCUCUUUUUUCCUCUCCGUACCAGAUUCCAGAAUGCCUCAGAGUUCCCCACAGUUUAUGUAGAUGUUCUCAGACCAUCUCUCUCUGAAGAGGACCCAGAGGGAACCUUGGUGGCUCUGGUCUCAGCCGAGACUUCCAGACCAGGUCCAGGUCCAGUCUCCUUCUACCUGGUGUCUGGAGACUCUGACCACCUGUUCCGCCUCCAGCAGGCCACUGGCCAGUUGACCAUCCACCACCCUCUGGACUAUGAGACCAACAGGGAGUUUCUACUGCUGGUGGAGGCCAGAGAUGCAGGUUCCCCACCGUUCUCUUCUUAUGCGGAGAUUCACGUGAAUGUCACCGACGUGAACGAUAACGCACCGCAGUUCACUCAGAGUGAAUACAGGUGUGAGGUACCUGAGAACUCUCCAGCGACGUGGGUAUGUGACGUGCUCGCCAUCGAUGCAGACUCUGGGAGUUAUGGAAAGGUGCAGUAUAGCAUUUUAGAGCGGAAUAUUGACCAUGUUUUUACCAUCGAUUCAGAAAAUGGCAUGCUGAGUACAACAAUGAUUUUAGACCGCGAGGAAAUACCUGAGUACCAUUUAACCAUCGUAGCUGCAGACAAAAACAACAGUUUCUAUAAAGACAUUGCAGUCGUGCUAGUGGUGGUUUUGGACACAAACGACCACGCGCCUCGGUUUACACAGAUCUUCUUCACUGAGAUUCCGGAGGAUUCUCCUAUCGGACACACCAUCUUACAGAUCAUCUCAACAGAUGACGACAUCGGUGCCAAUGCUGUGAUUGCUUAUUCCAUAAUUGACCAGGGGGGUGACGUUCUUCCCUUCAGUAUUGAUAAGACUAGUGGGCGGAUAACAGUGGUGAUGUCCCUGGACAGGGAGUCCCAGGACCAUUAUGUGGUGAAAGUCAACGCCAACGACUCAGCUUGGAGCAUUAGUACAGAUGUGACAAUAGACGUAACCGAUGUUAAUGACAAUAAACCUGUCUUUACUAAAAAGGUCUACACCGCUACUGUCACUGAGACCAGGGCCCAGGAAGUGUUUGUUAUGAGAGUUGUCGCUACGGAUGCUGACCUGGAACAAAACAGUCAGAUUGUGUAUCUGAUCGACCCUCCCAGUGAGUGGUUCUGGGUCAAUGCGUCUACUGGGGAUAUUCUCACCAAGCAACCCAUCUCUUUACUACAUCAGUCUGCCUCUCUGAGCCUUAGUAUUACAGUUGUAGCCUCCGACUGCGGCAACGUUCCUUCGUACAGUAACACCAUGGUCAUGGUAACCGUUGUUCAGUAUAACCACUUCCCUCCCAGCUUCCUGCCUUUCCCGCCUCUCCUGUCCAUCCCCUUUAACAUCGCCAUGGGAACAGAGGUGGUGCGGCUAACAGCUGUGGACCGGGACUCCAAUCACAGCAAAAGCAACACUACUAUAGAAUACAGUCUCGCCGGAGGUAACGCAUCAGAUUUUUUUGUAAUAAACGUGGACGAUGGGAGGCUGAUGCUUAAUAGGACAUUGAGGCAAAGCCUUAACUCACUGUUGAUGCUCGUAGUUACGGCAAAUGACCAGGGGUUCCCUCCUCUCUCAUCACAUGCCGAUGUUCAAUUUGAGAUUACAGGGGAGAAUCAAUUUUCCCCGCAGUUCUCAGAGACGUAUGUUACCUUCUCCGUCCCUGAGGAUCUGCCAGUGGGAUCAGUCAUUGGGAAAGUCCAGGCCGAAGACGGGGACGAUGGAGUCAAUGGUGUGCUCUCGUAUUCCAUAGCAUCAGGAAACAAAUAUUCUCCGUUCUCUUUAGGACAGAGAUCAGGGUUGAUCACUCUGGUCGAAAGGCUGGACUAUGAGAAACAAGGAGUUUAUCGUAUUCAGAUCACCGCCAAAGACGGAGGCUGGAUCUCUAAGACUGGGACGGUAAACGUGACCGUGAAUGUCAGUGACGUGAAUGACAACCCUCCGGUCUUCACAUCGUCGCAGUAUACAGCCUCAGUGCUGGAGAACUCUGCAGUUGGAACACUGGUCCUCCAGGUCAGAGCUACCGAUGCAGACUCCAGCGCCAAUGCAUAUAUCACCUAUUCACUGAUGGCCAGUGGACACUCUGGACAGUUUGCCAUUGACUCCAGGAACGGCACUAUCACCACUCGGGAUAUCUUUGACUUUGAGCUCAAGCGGACCUUUGAAAUAACCGCCAAGGCCUCAGACGCAGGGAACCGCCAUUCAUUCAGCAUCGCGCACGUUAAUAUCCAAGUCUCAGGAGUCAACGAGUUCAGCCCUGUGUUUCUGCAACACAAGUUCAACCUGUCCGUCUCCGAGAGUGUCCCUGUUGGAACUAGAGUUGGCAAGGUAACCGCCACAGACUUUGACGAAGGCCUGGACGGACUGGUCUUCUACCUACUCAUUGGACAAAGCCGAUGGACAGGCUUCGAUGUAGACGAACAGAGCGGAGAGAUCUACAUCACCGCUGAUCUGAGGAAGCAGGGCUACAGCCAUGCCACCCUGAGAAUCCUAGCUAAGAACCGAGGCAUCAUCACAGGGCUAGAUGUGGACGAAGCCUUGGUCCACAUCAAUAUAGUGGACACUAACGACCCACCAGAGUUCUCCUCGGUGCUCUACAGGGCGGAGGUCAGGGAGGACAGCCUUGUGGGGAAUUCUGUUAGCAGAGUGGCUGCCCUGGACCAGGACUCUGUCCCAGAGUGGAGCCGCUUCUCCUACAGCUUCCUACAGGAUGGAAACUCAUCCUUCUUUGUAGACCCUGUCAGUGGACUUGUGUCUGUCAGUGGACCCCUGGACAGAGAACUGUGGCCCCUAUACAACCUGACUGUGACGGCCACAGACCAGGGUUCUCCUCCAGCCACCGGGACCGCUUACCUUGUGGUGACCAUUACUGACGUCAAUGACAAUGCCCCCACAUUGGUCAACACACAGGGGCAGGUGAAGGAGAACCAGCCUGCUGGCACCAUAGUGGCCAGGCUGAACACCUCCGACGCUGAUCUACCUCCCAACCAGGGGCCGUUCACCUACUGGCUGGUCCAGCCUGCCUCAGGGAGGAGCUUCACCCUAACUUCUGAUGGAGUCCUUUCCACCUCUAGACCUUUGGACCGGGAGGUCAACUCUGUGUUUCAUCUGUCGGUGGUGAUCAGUGACGCAGGGACUCCUCCGCUGUCCUCCACCACGAUGUUUAACGUCAGAGUCGAGGAUGAGAACGACAACCCAUCGGUCCCGAGAAACAUCUACAUCGAGGUGAAGUACUAUGGCAGUGCCUUCCCCGGCGGCUUCAUCGGCGACGUCAGACCCGAGGACCAGGAUGUGGUGGACGCGUUUAACUGCAGUAUCAGGAACGGGCCUCUCAACAUGUUCAGUAUCCCUGACGGCACCUGUGAGCUCUGGUCCUCUCCAUACCAGGAGAAGCUACGUACAACAUCACCAUCGAGGCCACCGACCACCUCCACCCUCCCGUUAACAACAGUAUCUACGUGA